Parasteatoda tepidariorum (common house spider) is the source of this 1809-nucleotide messenger RNA. RefSeq names its product arrestin domain-containing protein 3. NCBI's taxonomy places the organism in Eukaryota, Metazoa, Arthropoda, Arachnida, Araneae, Theridiidae. The record is from RefSeq and is a predicted model, not a curated record. Gene Ontology annotation, biological process: protein transport. Gene Ontology annotation, cellular component: cytoplasm.
ACUGAUAAUAAAAUGUAAACAUGGUUAAGGUUUCGUUGUUGUUUUUUUUUCACCAAAGGUUAUUUCGGCAUAUAAUUACUUUCUGAAUCAUGAUACUAUUAUAUUUAGUGACUUAAAUAUUUUACUUACUAUAAAUAUGCUAUCUUUUAUUAAAGUAUAAUAUUUAUUUGCACAAUGGGAAAACUAAGAGUUUUUGAAAUCGUCUUUGACAAUGGUAAAUCUGUUUAUAAUCCAUCUGAACUUGUUAAUGGCAAAUGUAUUGUGGAUUUACGUGGUGACAUGAAAAUGAAAACUCUCAGAAUUCUAAUGAGAGGUGUAGCAAAAGUCCACUGGACAGAAUCAAGAAGCACAGGCAAUCGACUUGGUGCGUACACUGAACAUUAUAACGCAGAAAUCGAAUAUUUCGUGAAGAGACAAGUGCUCUUUGGCUCUGAAACUGGAGAUGGGCGUGAAGUUCUAACUGAAGGUCGACAUGAAUUUCAUUUCUCCUUUCAGCUUCCAUCUGGAGGGAUUUCUACAUCCUUUGAAGGAAAAUAUGGCAGUAUACGAUACUGGCUGAAAGCAGAGAUGGAAAAGCCUUGGACUUUUAACCACAAAGCCAAGAAAGCUUUUACUGUUAUUUGUCCAAUUGAUAUUAAUCGAAAUGAAUAUUUGGUCCCAGUUGAAAACAACAUGGAAAAAGUUUUGUGUUGUUGGUGUUGCACUUCAGGGCCAAUUUCAUUAUAUGCAAGAACAGAUCGAAAAGGCUAUUGUCCUGGUGAAUCCAUUGCCAUAACUGCAGAUUUUGAAAAUCUUUCCAGUCGAACUAUCAUACCACAUGCUACUCUUCACCAAACUCAGACUUUUUUGGCUGGUGGAAAGUCAAGAACUAGGCACAGCAAAUAUACCAUAGUUACUGGUCUUGCUGUUCAGCCUGGUAGGACUACAAGUUGGGAUGCUCAGCUAUUAAAAAUUCCUGCUGUUACUCCUUCAAUUAUCAACUGUUGCUUAAUAAGGGUAGAUUAUGCUGUCAGAAUAUCCCUUCAAAUACCCGGUGCUUAUAAUUUAAGUAUGGACUUGCCAGUUCUCAUUGGAACCGUACCAUUACGCCCUAUCAACUACCGUCAAGUACCUCCAUUAUUAGAUAAUAUCGGAGAACCUGGUGGUAACUUGUACUAUCAGCCUGCUCCACCAUACAGUGAAAUUGACUUGUCAAUGAUUCCAAGUGAACCACCACCUACCUAUGCAGAGUGUAUCGAAGGUUCUGUGGACAUUGCAGAUGAUGAUGACGACAAUAUUGUUGGGGACACACGUUUUACACCCAUGUAUGCGUAUGUUCACAGUUUUCAUCAUCAACCUCCUCCUGCAUACUCAGAGGUUGACCCGCACAGUGAACAGCCGUUUUCUAAUGUCGGAAUUAGGUGAAAGCAACUUUUUCCAUUUAUUUUAUUCUCAAGCCAAAUGACCAAGUCAUAAUUCACUUCUUUAAAUAAAAGUGAAUUGAUUUACAUUUUUAAAGUUAAAUUGCACAACCAAGUUGGCUGCUAGCUCUACGCCCUGUUUGGAUCAUGCAUUUGAAACACAGUGUAGUUGUAUACGUGUAAUGGCAUUGUUUUGAUGUAAAUCUCAACUGAACAGCGAUCGCUUUAAUAACAGAAUAUUUAACAUCGGAAAAUGAACAAGUUGUAUUUUUUUUUAAUUCUUUUAGUCUGUUUUACAUUCUUUGAAUAACGCAUAGUGUGUUCUUUGAUUUUAUUGCUUGUGCUAUUUAUUAUUAUUUUUUUAAUUAGAUCUGUAUUAUUGUUUCUAGUUUGAAAUAAUUUUUUUCUU